Messenger RNA from Odocoileus virginianus texanus, 3100 nucleotides. Lineage: Eukaryota; Metazoa; Chordata; Mammalia; Artiodactyla; Cervidae. The record is from RefSeq and is a predicted model, not a curated record.
AUGAGUGAGAGAGGCUGGGGAGAGGAACCCAGAGCAGAGCCUGGCGAUGUCGGGGGUGGGGAUUGCUGGGGGCUGGGGGAGGCGGUUCCCAGCGCAAGGGGCUCAGACUCAGGCGCCAGUCUCUCUGCCUGCAGUUCUCAGGAGCUCACGUGCUGCGCCGGCUGGAGGCAGCAGGGGGACGAGUGUGGGAUCGCUGUGUGCGAAGGCAACUCCACGUGCUCGGAGAACGAGGUGUGCGUGCGACCCGGCGAAUGCCGCUGCCGCCACGGUUACUUCGGGGCCAACUGCGACACCAAGUGCCCGCGCCAGUUCUGGGGUCCCGACUGCAAGGAGCUGUGCGUCUGCCACCCGCACGGGCAGUGCGAGGACGUGACGGGCCAGUGUACUUGUCACGCGCGGCGCUGGGGCGCACGCUGCGAGCAUGCGUGCCAGUGCCAGCACGGCGCGUGCCACCCGCGGAGCGGCGCGUGUCGCUGCGAGCCCGGCUGGUGGGGCCCGCAGUGCGCCAGCGCGUGCUACUGCAGCGCCACGUCGCGCUGCGACCCGCAGACGGGCGCCUGCCUGUGCCACGCGGGCUGGUGGGGCCGCAGCUGCAACAACCAGUGCGCCUGCAGCGCGUCGCCGUGCGAGCAGCAGAGCGGCCGCUGCCAGUGCCGGGAGCGCACGUUCGGCGCGCGCUGCGAGCGCUAUUGCCAGUGCUUCCGCGGCCGCUGCCACCCGGUGGACGGCACGUGCGCGUGCGAGCCCGGCUACAGGGGCAAGUACUGCCGGGAGCCGUGCCCCGCCGGCUUCUACGGCCUGGGCUGCCGCCGCCGAUGCGGCCAGUGCAAGGGCCAGCAGCCGUGCACCGUGGCCGAGGGCCGCUGCCUGACGUGCGAGCCCGGCUGGAACGGCACCAAAUGCGACCAGCCGUGCGCCGCCGGCUUCUACGGCGAGGGCUGCGGCCGCCGGUGCCCGCCGUGUCGCGACGGGCACGCCUGCAACCACGUGACCGGCAAGUGCACGCGCUGCAACGCGGGCUGGAUCGGCGACCGGUGUGAGACCAGGUGCAGCAAUGGCACGUACGGCGAGGACUGCGCGUUCGUGUGCGCCGACUGCGGGAGCGGCCACUGCGACUUCCGGUCCGGACGAUGCCUCUGCGGCCCGGGCGUCCACGGGCCCCACUGUAACCUGACAUGCCCGCCCGGGCUCCACGGCGUGGACUGCGCCCAGGCCUGCAGCUGCCACGAGGACUCGUGCGACCCGGUCACCGGUGCCUGCCGCCUGGAGACCAACCAGCGUAAGGGCGUGAUGGGCGCGGGGGCGCUGCUCGCCCUGCUCCUCGGCCUGCUACUCUCGCUGCUCGGCUGCUGCUGCGCCUGCCGCGGCAAGGACCCAGCGCGCGGGGAGCUCUCGCUGGGGAGGAAGAAGGCGCCGCAGCGCCUGUGCGGACGCUUCAGUCGUAUCAGCAUGAAGCUUCCCCGGAUCCCGCUCCGCAGGCAGAAGCUGCCCAAGGUCGUAGUGGCCCAUCACGACCUGGACAACACACUCAACUGCAGCUUCCUGGACCCGCCCUCGGGCCUCGAGCAGCCCUCACCAUCGUGGUCUUCCCGGGCCUCCUUCUCCUCCUUCGAUACCACAGAUGAAGGCCCCGUGUACUGCGUACCCCACGAGGAGGCGGCCGCCGAGAGCCGGGAUUCGGACGUCCCCGCCGCGUCGCCAGUGACCACGCCCGCGGAGGAGGCGGCGCCCCUUCCCGCGUCCUCCGACAGCGAGCGGUCCGCAUGCAGCGGUGACGGGCCCGGAGGGGCGCUUUAUGCGCGCGUGGCCCGGCGCGAGGCCCGGCCGGCCCGGGUCCAAGACGAGGCCCGAGGUCUGUCGCUUUCGCCAUCGCCCGAGCGCCGGAAGCCGCCACCACCCGACCCUGCCACCAAACCCAAGGUGUCCUGGAUCCAUGGCAAGCACGGUGCCGGGGCCGCUGCAGCCGCCCGUGCGCCCUCGCCUCCACCCGCGGGCCCCGGGGCCGCCCCCAGCCCCAGCAAGGACGCUGGCGGGCCCCCGCGCAGCGCUCCCGAGGCCGCCUCCAUGCUGGCCGCCGAGCUGCGCGACAAGACUCGCAGCCUGGGCCGUGCCGAGGGGCCCCCGGGCAUGCAGGGUCCCCGAGAGAAGCCGGCGCCUCCGCAGAAGGCCAAGCGCUCCGUGCCUCCCUCCUCACCGGCCCGUUCGCCCCCUGCGCCUGAGGCCCCGGGGCCCGAAAAGGCGGCAGCCGGCACGCCUGGAUCCGACACCCCUCGAAAGAAAACCCCCAUUCAGAAGCCGCCCCGCAAGAAGAGCCGGGAGCUGGCGGGCGAGCCGGGCCGGGCGGGCGCGCCCACGCUGUAGUAAGGGCGGCCCGUGGGCCUGCAACUUCCCCGCUUAGCAGCACUGCUUGGCGCCCCGCGCCCUGCGCGCCCUCCUCUCCCGGGCGGGACGCUGCGUCUCGCUGGUUCGGGCCCUGAGGCCCUCCUGGACGGACCCGUGCAUGCUGCGGCAGGAAGCCCCAUCCUGGUGGCUGAGGCCUGACAGGCGCUUUGCUGACCCCUCCUUUCCCACAGCCUCCCUGGGGAGGGCUCCCGUCUGCCCGCUGGGCUCUCCAAGGCCAGGGGCAGGAGGGCUCUGUCUAGAGAACACCUCCCACUGGCCAGAGUGCCUCGUCUGGGCCACCUUCUCACUGGCUGGGGCCAGAAGCACUUCCACCCGGGAUGCCUCUCCGGUCAGGGCCUGGCGCCUCUGGCUGGAGGCUCCCUCCCGGCGACCCUGGCCAGAGGCUCCUUCCACUGGCCGAGCCCCAGGGCCUCUGGUUGACAGGAGGAGGGCUGGUCUCUGCUCCUCAGGGGGCUUGGCUGUCCCCCAACCAGUCCUCCCCAGCCUCCCCAGCCCCCUCUGCUGUCGAGCUGGUUUUGAUGGCCUCCCAGCACCCCACAUGCCUGGGAAUCUGAGGGGCAACUCCAGUGGCCUGAGGAGAUGUAUUUAUAGGCCCCCGGCAGGGCUACUCCCACCCCCCCCCCACCCCUGGGGGGCCCCAGGAUGGGCUCCUCUCAGCAGGGGCUUGGCCAAAGCUUUCUGAAUAAAGUGCCUCCCC